AUGCCACCCAAGUCAAAAAGUUUCCUGAAGCCCAAACCUAAGACCAAGGCCAAGGUCCAGGAGCCGCAGUCCGAAAAUGACUUCCUUGAAGCUGCAGAUGAUCACGAGCAAGCAGCGGGCAAAUGGCGUGCUGGUGACGCUGCAAAAGCGACGAGAUUUUUCAACCGAGCUAUCGACGCGUACAACGAAGGCCUGAAAAGAUAUCCAACAUCUUUUGAUCUGGCAUACAAUAAGGCGAAUCUUGAGUACAGCAUCACAGAGGAUGAGCGCAUCGUGGCUCAUUUCGGUAACAAGACAGCGCUGUUGGAAGAGACACUAAACUCGCAUCGUUUUGCUAUCUCCCUCAACCCAACCAACACCGACAUCUUGUUCAACGCUGCACAGGUCUUGACUUCUUUAGCCGAAGCAUCACUGGAAUCUGGAACCCAGGAAACCAAGAAAGGCCCAGCACGAGAAUUACUUGAGGAAGCAGUCAUGAUAUUCACAAGAUGCCUAGAGAACCAACAGCGAGAGUACGAACAGAUGCAAGCCGAGAUCGCCAAAGCUCAAGCUUCUGGGGAGUACCAAGAAGCAUGGGAAGGCGGCAUAUCCUUGAACACUGCUCAAGCAGAUGAAGAAGAAGCCGAGACAGGUUCAAGUUCGUCAGAGGCACCUGGCGACUGGGCUACCGUUGAGGAACUUCUCACUCCAGAAACUAUACUGGAAACAUGUACAGCGCAACUCGGCGCUUUGACAACACUUCUUGGACUUUAUGAUCCUUCAGACCUCGCCAAUAUCGAGAAGAGAGCACACGAUGGUACAGACACAGCCACUGCUAAGAUUCCUGCCUUGAUCAACCUUAUCGACACGACUCCUUCCAUGACAGUAAGAGACGAACCCAAGGCUGGGCCAACGCUAUCUUUAGGCGCAUCUGCUGUUGAAGAGGUGACCACAACACCAAAAGACGACGCAAUACUCGCCACCGCAAACUUCCAGUCCACAAUCGCAGAAGUAGCAUAUCGCAGUGGAAGCAGCGAAUCCACCCAAUACGCCCAGACCAUAGAGCAAAUCUUCUCCAAAAUCUCCGCAAGUACAGACAACCCAGCUAGCUCCGAACUCGCCGUCGCCAACAUACACUCUUCCUACGCCGACGCGCUCAUCGACCUCGCAUCCGCACUGGCCGAUGGCACACAGUACACCCCUUCCUCGCCAUCCUUCGCUACCGACGUCGAAAUCCAGUGGACUGCACUCACACAAGCACAAACACUCCUCACAAAACUAGCUGCUGUACCGUACACUUCAGUGCUCACGGCCUCCCGACUAGCCGACAUCUUUCUCGCGCGCGGCGACGUCGAUCUGUUCCGCUUCAGAAUCGGGUUAUUCGAGUCAGCAAAGCCAGCCUGGGUGAAGAGUAAGUCUGUUCUGAUCGGCAAUUCUGGGGUGUUUUAUCGGGGCGCGAGGACGUAUGCGGAGAAAGCUGGGGCGGUGGAAGUGCGGAGCACGGCUGAUGCGAAGGCGAUUGUGGCGGAGGUAUUGAAGGCGGUUACGAGCGGCGAGAAAGAGGCAAAGGCGCAUUGGAAGGGACGGGGUGCGGACGUAAGCAAGGUGUUGGAGCAGAUGGUUGAAGAGGGUGUUGUGGGUCGGGAGAAUGUUGAGGACGAGCCAGAUGGUAGUACCCUGGGCGAAGGCAACGGCGGACCCGUGCAAGGUGUCGUCAGUGACGAACCACAUCGCCCGCAGCCCAGCCAAGACCUGCUACAGUUCUUCCCCUCCCUCAGCCAGUACACGACCUGGAUCAAAUGGGCCGAAAACCGUAUGCAAACACUGUCGCGAUCUGAACCCACCGCCGAACAGUCGCAUGUUUCAACACAAGCAGAGAUACGCAAUCUGACUGCGAAGAUCAAGUUGCAAGAUGAGAGAAUGGCCAAGCUACGCAGAGAGAAGAGUGCGCAAGUUCAGGCACUUUUGGACAGUCGUGUAGAGAAACAAGACUGGUUCGAUGAACAGAUGGCCACCCUCGUGACGCGGGCACAAGAGAUUAAGGAGAUGGAGAUGGCAGCAGCGCGCCCUAAAACCGGACCUAAGGCAGACCAGUCCCUUCUCGAAGCCGUCUCGAAUCUCGGAAAAGUAACAGAAAAAGCCCGGCGAGACAUGAGUAACCUGGUGGCGGGUAAGAACAGACCGGAGCAGGCGUUCACCAAGUGGGAGACCACGUACUGCAAACCCAGCCUGGACAUCUUACAUCUUGCCAAGCAGAUAAAGCAAGACCAAGAGUCUCACCAGAAGCAACUUGCUGAGCAACUUGCCAAUCUUGUCCGUCGCGAGGAAACAACCAAGUACCUCGAAGACUUCAACAGCCGUACUGCUGCUAGCCGCGAGAAAAGUAUCGAAAAGAAAGCACGAGAGUUUGAGGAAGAACAAGAAGAGUGGCGCCUCCAGCGAGCCAUGAAUCUGGCAGGUGAAGAACUAAAGAUAGUGGAAGAGAAGUGGAACAAGCUUCAUAAACAGGCAUUCAAAGCACAGAUCUGGGACGAGGCGAAGAAAGCCAACAUCGCUGCCGCUGAAAAAAGUCUCGAACUCAAACACAAGAAAAAUUGCUCGGAAUGGUACAAGAGCGGUAGGGUUCUUGGACAUGACGAGGGACUAAAGCAGGGUCGAGUAGAUACUCUUAGGGAGUUCAAGGCACAGCUUGACGCCGCUCAUGCGAGUGGAUACGGAAAAGCCCUAGAGUCCCAAGCGACAGAAAAUGCGGACAGUAUCAGAGUGUCAUACGAGGAGGGUGAGCGACUAGGCCGCGAAACAGCCGCUGCUGAGUACGAGAUAGCCAUCGACAUAGCCAUCGAUACGGCGUGGCAGGAAGCUUAUCGAAAGGGCCGCGAAGCAGCCACUGCUGAGCAUGAGACAGCCAUCGCGGUAGCCACCGAUACGGCGUAUAAUGAUGGUCAGCGAAAAGGCCGCAAAACAGCAGCUACCGAGUCCAAAAACGCCAUCGAGGCGGCGUAUUGCAAAGGCAUACAUUGCGGUGUGCAGAUGCCCGACUGGAGAUAUAAUACUGAACUCUUCGAAGACGACGGCGCUGUCGACGAGCAUCAUCCGUACUGGUGGGGCAGAUUGGUGGCAUUAAAUAUCGACUCAUUGGGCGUGUGA
This is a messenger RNA of Parastagonospora nodorum SN15, 3126 nucleotides long. RefSeq lists its product as hypothetical. The transcript is spliced from 3 exons. NCBI's taxonomy places the organism in Eukaryota, Fungi, Ascomycota, Dothideomycetes, Pleosporales, Phaeosphaeriaceae. The record is from RefSeq and is a predicted model, not a curated record. Bases 1 to 3126 code for a protein of 1041 amino acids. Gene Ontology annotation, molecular function: protein binding.